Perkinsus marinus ATCC 50983 is the source of this 5598-nucleotide messenger RNA. RefSeq lists its product as hypothetical. Lineage: Eukaryota; Perkinsozoa; Perkinsida; Perkinsidae. Gene Ontology annotation, biological process: nucleobase-containing compound metabolic process. The coding region runs from base 1 to 5598 and encodes 1865 amino acids. The record is from RefSeq and is a predicted model, not a curated record. Gene Ontology annotation, molecular function: AMP kinase activity; ATP binding. The transcript has 34 exons. Gene Ontology annotation, cellular component: cytoplasm.
AUGGAUAGGACGGUGAUGACCAUAUGGUCAUCAACAGCUCAUGCUGGUGUACCCUCCUCUAUCACUCCAUCAUCCUUCCAUCAUCUACAGCUCCUAGUCGUACAUGCCCUUCUUGGUGGGGCUCUUACCGACACUGAGGGCCAUGGGUCCGACAGGAGGAGCCGCCUCUGUGGACGAAUAGCUAACACCGAGACCGACAUCGUCACCGAUGGGGACGAUAAUACCCCAAUCGACUACCUUACAUUCAAGCAAUGGAUAGUUGGUGUAGCGGACACAUACACCCCCUCAGGACAUGUGCCUGCUGAUCUCUUGAAUGUUAUAAGCUCUCGAAUCAUCUCUACAGGGAGACCAGCCUCGACCUUGAUGGAACAACCACCGUUGGUGACGGACCCUUUAGAGGUGGACCCUCUAUUCCUCACCGAGGGCUCCUUUGACCUAGUAUGCCCCGCCGAGCUGCUCUCGAUAGUCUAUAAGGCGGCGGUUGAGAUGAGACGGAGGGUGAUGGAGGUUGAGAACCCCGACAGGCAUAGACCACUGAUAGGCUUUGGUGAGGUCCAUCGUGGCCAUACUAAGGAGGAGUCAUCGGCUGUGCAGAGGAGUGACCAUCUAGAGGUAGACCCACCCUUCCCCCCUCCGAAAGUGCCAUGCCCUCCUGACCAGAUCGAUGUCGUAUCUGCAGUCACGCUCACUUCUCUCGGUAGAGAGGUGGGUGGUAAUGAGGUUAUCAGCCAGUCAGUAGGAGAGCCCGAUGCUCUCUUUGAAGAUGGGUGUGCUCUGAGUAUGGUAGAGAGGAGCCUCUUGGGUGGUGAUGAGCGCCCACUCCAAGGGGCGGUCCGGUCUCGUCCUGUCUUCAUCAUGAUUACCAGUAGAGGCUCACCGAGGACAUCUAUAGUGGAGAGGGUUUGCAGGCUGCUGGCCGACGGCUCAGAACACAGGGGCCGUCUACAGCUGGUGUCUCCUAAGUAUGUAUUGGAUGUGGCUCUGGCCACUCCCACUGACUUCCGCACUCCCCUACAGAGAUGGGCUAUAGAGGAGCUGCAUCGAGGGGCAUCUCUAGGCAUGAAGGUCGUCCUUGAUAUGAUGUUGGAGAUGGUUUGUCGUAGUACUCGAUGCCAACAGGUUGGCCUUGUCAUGGAGUUACCAGAGCCGGUGAACACCCAACAGGCUGAGGUCAUGGCACGAUGGCUGCUGGAGGCUGAUGAACUGUCCAAGGAGGAGAUGAUGGAUAUCGAUGCGGUCUUCUGCCCUCCAACGCAGAGCUCUCCUAUCGAGAGAGGUACUCCAGUGCCGAACCCCCUUAAGGACUUAUGGCCAGCCCUACAACGCUUCUCCAUCGACUCAUGUGCCACCAGCCUGUAUGUCGAUAGGGGCUCGGGUGUUGAGGUGUCGACAUGGGAUGUGGACCGAUUGAAGGCUAUGAUGGUCGCUAUUCGAGAGAGGAUACGUAGGGCUGAGGAGAACCCCGAGGAUGAGGACCUACAGGUGCCGGUAGAGGUCAGUGAGAGGGUCAUGAAGGUGAUGGAGAGUGGUGGGUGGGAGGAGGUGCCUUCCGAGGGGCCUACUGGGAUGGAGGACUAUCCUGACAUCCUAGAGGCCCUUACUGGAGAGUAUCUCCUUUAUGGUGCCAAGGGGGAUGUAUUCACAUGUCUAGAUCUGCAUAGGAAGGGAGAGUGGAUUGGGGAGGGUGAUGGAGGGGAGGCAGAGGAGGAGUACACUAACCUCAGAGGCGUUAUCAAUAGACUCGUCACGCAGUCAGAGGGGCUACUGGCUGACAUCCAAGGGCCUCAACAGACAACUGACUUCAGCUUGGAGGAGGCAACUCUCAUCAAUGGUGAUGGCCAUGAUGAGUGGGAUUUGGCCGAACAGAUAAGGUAUCUCACCACUGCUCGCACUGGAGGGCCGCUGGAGAUGCCUCUACCCUUGGAUGGAGAAGGAGGAGAGCCAAAGGAUCUCCUGAGGAUGGGGUAUAGUGAUGGGGAUACCCAUCGGCUCAGUAGGGUGUGGUCUCCCUUCCGUCAACACUGCCCAGUGGCCUUUGUGGACGAGGGUGUUAUCCUACCCGGUAGCGUUGAUUACGCUGUAUCGUGGGCGGAAACAGUCUUUAUGUGUGCCACAAGAGAGCGUAGGAGGGACUUUAUGAGGAACCCUAGAAGGUACGCGUCGGUCGAGAAGCCCUCGUUUGGGGCAGCAGCACACAAGUUGGGGAUAGCGGUGGUGGGUUGUCGACGAGCCGGGAAGAGCUCACUUGCGGCCUCCUUGGUGAGGAAGUUUGAUGGGGAUAUCAAAGCCAUUGAGGUCACACACGAUGAGGGAUGGAUUGAGGAGGCUGCGGCACAGAUGGGGGUCUUGGAGAAUAUCAAACUCUUGGAGGAAUGGAGGCUCAGUGUUGAGGAGGUGCAACGGAGGAACGCCGAGAAGGCAGCUCAGGCGGAGCAGGAGGAGAAGGCCAAUGAGGAGGAGGAGGGAGUCGAGGAGGAGGAGAUGCCAAGGAUGCCGGAGGGGAUACGUACCACACCUGACUGUCAUUACCUUUUGGUUGGACCGACAGUGGAUGAUGUUGAGAAGUGGAAGGAAAGGUGUGGUAUGGCGAUAGGGAUGGUACUAUUGAUGGAUGGUGAGGAUGAUGAUGACGAGGUGAUAGAGGUUAUACGUGAGAGGAUGGAGGAGGUCGUCAAAGAGGAAGUGGAGGCAGGUGGUGAAGAGGAUGUGGAGGACGAGGAGGGAGGAGAUGAUGUGGAGGAGCAGCAGCGAUUAGAGGUCCAAGCAGAACUGAGUGCAGCGAGGGAGUUUGGUGAUAGCCUGGGUCCUACUACUGUACGCCUAUCGAUCACUAAGAGGGUAGAGGACCUCAUUAAGGAGGUCGUACAUACUAUCGACCCUUUCUUGGAGUAUAGGGUGGAUGAUGACCUAGCCUGUGAGGGUGUGCCUGAUCUAUGGCUACCUAUGGAAGGGGAGGAGGAGGAAGAAGGUGUGGUAGAGAGGUCCCAACCGAUAUCAUCGUAUAUAAGACACUCCCCUCUAUGUGGCCCUUACUGCCCUGUCACUAUCAUUGAUGACAACUGGCUCUACCCAGGACAGAUACGCAUACCGGAGGAGGUGCCAGAGGAGAUGGACGCCUCCGCUCAGUGGCUCAGCUUGAAUGGGAGAAUACUGGGCUUUGCCAAUGCUCAAUGCAAAGAGAAGUUUGGAGAGGAGGUAGGGGGGUAUAUGUCGAGGCUGGAGAGGCGUUGGAGUGAUCGACAAUUGGGGAUGAUGCCGCCACCCUCUCGAGUGAUGAUCAUGGGGGCUCAGGGGACUGGAGUUGAGGAGAUGUGUCGGCAAGUCGGGGAGGGAGGAGUAGAUGUAGUGAGGCUGCAUGAGAGGUAUGCUGAAGUAUUACUAAGGAUGGUCGAGGAGAGGAGGAGGGCAUUGGAGGAGGAGAGGAGGCUGAGACGGGAGGAGGAGAGGAAGUUGAGGAUGGAGGAGGAGAGGGCGAUGGCUGAGGAGAACGGUGGGAAGGGGGUAGAUGGUGAGGAAGGACACCCGCUGGAUGAUGAGGAGCAGGAGAAGGAGGAGGAAGAAGAAGAGGAGAUCCCCCCAGCCACUGAGGAAGAGAUGCAACACAUCCGACAGGAGGCUUUCCUUGAGGUCCUUUCACCAACUCUGGGUGCGUGUGUUAUCGAUGGUUGUUGGCCAGUAAUAGAAGAUGAGGAGGGGGAGAAGUUAGAGUCGCUUAUGCGGGCAUGCAGGAGGAUGCCCGAGGUGGCUGUGGUCCUCACUGCUACGGCAUCGGAGGCUGUGGAGACGUGCUUGGACUUGAUGGAGAUCGAUCGAGAGGCAGCGGCUGAGCUGGAGAGGAGGAGGGAGGAGAGGAGGGCGAGGAUGGAAGAGAGGGAGAGGCUGUUGGCUCUACCAGAGCCCCCAGAGGAAGGCAUACCAGAGGUGGAGGAGGAGGAGAUAGAGGACCCAGAGGAGGCCCCUAGUGAGGUAGCGAAGAGAGAGUUCUUGGAGGCUCGCGAGAGGACUGUGCUCGCUAUCACGACUACUGUGGAGUGGAUGAAGGCCCUUGGAGUCUGUGUUAUCGAAAUCGAGUGUGGUCCGUUGGCUCUACGGCAAGUCCGACACGCCUUCCGAGAUCACCUCUUUGCUGAGGACAGGAGGAACCUCAUUUUCAAAUCUGUCUGCAUAUCGGUUGAUAGGGCCGAUGCAGAGGCGUGGCUAAGGUGUGGUAGAGUGGGGCUUUCGGAGGCCUUUGGUAGAGCUGAUGUGUAUGAUAUUGAUGUUGAGGGUAGGGAGGCGGUGAUGGUGGACGAUAGGAUUAUCUACAUGACCAACUCUAGGAUAUGCGUUGUUGGUCCUCCUCUGUCGGGGGCAACCAGUGUGGCUCGUCAGAUAGCUCAAGUCACUGGUGCGGUUUAUCUGAGCCCUUCGGAGAUCCUCGGCUGUAUAGACCUUAAUCAUUCAUGUCUAGGUCGGAAGCACCUCCUGGAUGAUCUCACCAAGGGUUGCACCUCGCCUGAGGCCCUGGCCAGGGCAUUAUCCAUUCGAUUGGAGAGGGCAGACUGUAGAGAGCAGGGAUGGGUUAUCGAUGGGUACCCCAUGGAGGUCUCCGAGUUACCUUACCUGGCUAGGACCUAUACAGUGGAGCCGCAGCUGGUCCUUGUCUUGGAAAUGAAUCGUCGUGAAUUCGAUCGUCGUAAGGAAGAGGUCCUUGCUAGCCCGGAGCUGAUAGUGAAUGAGGACAUCCUCGAGUCCCAUUGGAGGAUGUGGAACAGUGGACCAUCGAUUGAUCUACCAACAUACAUGCUUGCUCGCUUCCUGGGGUCGGCCAGGAUCAUGACUGUUGAUGCUCGGAGGGCCACUGGGGCCCUAGCCUGGCUAGCUAUGAGGAGAUGCCAGGAUAUGGUCAAGUCGGUGUACUACUAUAAACGCCAGCAACAACAAGGCCUGCCAUCACCUCUCCCAAUGGGGGUACAUAGGAGUAUAGUAGAGAGGAUGAUGGAGGAGCAGGAGGGAGAGCUGGCCCAAUGUCGGAUGUGCCCAGUUACGUACUCCCGAGGGGCUAUGGUCAUCGGUGAGAUCCCGGUUGAGUACCAAGGUGGACUUUAUUGGAUUGGUGGGCUGAAGGCCUCAGAAGUCGCGUCCAACUUGGCGGAGUUCAUUCGUAGCCCUCAGGACUUCGUAGGGGAUAAGAUUAGUGCCUUCGCCAGGAGCUCUGGACCACCAAGGCUAGUGAUGGAGACAACACUCCCAAAGGAGUUCAAAGGCUACUGUGUUGUCGCUCUGGCCUGCAGUGGCAAGGUUGUGAAGGAGUGUGCUUAUGAUAGAGUCAUCUAUAAUGGUCGUCGAUACUGCUUAUCGGACCGUCCCAGCCUGGUUGCCUUCCGUGUAUCUCCUACUAUGUAUAUCACCAAGGCUGCUGCUAAUGCUGAGGAGGCUAUUGAUGAAUCCAUCGCCCCAACUGACCAACACCCUCACUUCGGCACAGGAAAGCCUAUCGAAAUUGAAGAGACUGUGAAAUACCUCAAAGCCUCGGUAAGUCAACAGAUCACUGCUGGUAUGAAGGAGUUGGGCGAGCGGAGACCCUUGAUCCCCGGAAGCAGUGGGGCUAAGGAGUAG